GACAGAACUGUGCAUCUCUGCUCCGUGACAUGGUGCAACAGGCAUGAACACAUCGCUCUCGGCUGGCAGCACCGGCAAGGAUGGAGUUCUACAGCACUGCUUACUAUCCCACCUGCAGAUUAUGGAGGGGCUGGCCCCUGCUCUGCCUGUAUCUGGCAUGUUACCAAGAUGCAAUAACAGCAUUUUCAGUCUCGGCUCUGUAUUCACAUAUUACCUGCCCCGAAGGUCAGAAUGUCAACCUCACAUGCACUGUCAGUGGCCACGUGGCUGAUAAGCACGAUGUCCUGUUUUCUUUGUGGCAUUUCAGUAAGGACAAAAACUCAAACUGCCUUGAGAGGAGGCACAUACAGAACACAACUGAGCGAGACCACCUCCACAAAGAGCAUUUGUCACACAGUAUGCAUAAUGGAGCUUUCCAAAUAACGCUCACAAAUGUGUCCCAGCAGGACAGUGGUGGCUACUGCUGCUAUGUGAUAGAGGCCAGUAAAAAGCAUCACACCAGGCAUUACAGUUAUAUAGAAUUUCAAGUGAAAACUGAUGACCUGAAUCUUUAUACCUGUAUGUUUCACUCGCCCACUGAAGGUGACAACAGCAGCACAGCAGCAGCACUAGCUAUAGUUUCCUGUGUGAUUGGAAUUUUGUGUAUGCCUCUCAUAUUAUUCCUGGUUUAUAAACAAAGGAGAGCAAUCAGCCACAGACGAGCGCAGGAAUUAGUCAGGAUGGAUAGUGAAGCCCAAGGCAUUGAAAAUCCUGUCUUUGAUGACCCUCCUCCUGCAAAUGUUGUGGAGCAGAGACCAAGAUUGGCUUUCAUGGCCAGUCGUCAGCAGUCAGAAUCUGAUCGCCAUCUCCUUUCUGAACCCAACACCCCUCUUUCUCCCUCCUGUCCAAAUGAAUGCUUCUUCCCAUCUCUAGAACCAGUUCCAGAUUCUCCAGACCCAGGAAAUGUUUAGAGAACUAUACACAACAAAAUAAACUGCAAUAAAUCUGGAGGAAGACCAGUAAUAUGGAAUUCUACACAGUGCCAAAUCAUCAUGUUGAAUGCCUGGUUUUCUGCCUGGCCAAAAUGCAAAGAAUAUAGAAACACAUGGGAAUAGGCUGACAAGCUGGAUGGCUGGGUCACAUGCAGGGCAGUUGUUCCUAUAAAAAAUAUUACCCACUUUGGACCAAAACAUUUUGCAAAUGUGAUAAAAUGGAUUUUUCAAUUGCAUAAAAUGGAAAUGCAGGACAAUGUCAUGUCAAUUUGCUUCAUCUUUUUUAUAAUGUAGAUAUCUAAAUUUUAAGUUUAAUAUCUUAAAAUGUUUUCAAAUGCUGUAACAUUCAAUGAAGUUUUUGCCUUUUAUUUCUUUUACUUUGGUUUGCUUAGAGAAAGCUUAAAGAAAGCUUAAAGAAAAGUAUGAGAACACAUAUUUAACAUUUUCAUAAGAGACAUUUCUGAGCGUGCCUCUAUUCUGUAUCUAUUCUGUACCAGUACCAAUGCCUAAACACACUUCUGGCUUAAAGUACAAUCAUGGGAACUUUUGGAGAAUGAUUUCUAUUUUAGCACAGAAGCGGUGCUCUCUCACAAUGUGAAAAAUAAAUAUGACUACCACA
Xenopus tropicalis (tropical clawed frog) is the source of this 1590-nucleotide messenger RNA. It is a transcript of the gene vsir, whose product is annotated as V-set immunoregulatory receptor. The record is from RefSeq and is marked provisional. Lineage: Eukaryota; Metazoa; Chordata; Amphibia; Anura; Pipidae. Gene Ontology annotation, biological process: regulation of immune response. Gene Ontology annotation, cellular component: membrane.